Messenger RNA from Medicago truncatula (barrel medic), 862 nucleotides. Its product is annotated as temperature-induced lipocalin-1. Lineage: Eukaryota; Viridiplantae; Streptophyta; Magnoliopsida; Fabales; Fabaceae. The record is from RefSeq and is a predicted model, not a curated record. Gene Ontology annotation, cellular component: cytoplasm. The coding region runs from base 91 to 645 and encodes 184 amino acids. The transcript has 2 exons. Gene Ontology annotation, biological process: response to reactive oxygen species; lipid metabolic process.
GAAAAACCUAAUUCAUUUCCAAGUUCCAACACCAAAACACGAAGAAACCCUUUUGUUCUGUUCUUCUUUCUAACCUCGAUAGCAUCAACAAUGGCAAACAAAGAAAUGGAUGUUGCGAGAGGUGUGGAUUUGAAGCGUUACAUGGGUCGGUGGUACGAGAUAGCGUGUUUUCCAUCAAGGUUUCAACCAAGUGAUGGUAAGAACACAAGAGCAACCUACACUCUGAGAGAUGAUGGAACUGUGAAUGUUCUGAAUGAGACUUGGAGUGGUGGAAAAAGAAGUUACAUUGAAGGUACUGCUUAUAAAGCUGAUCCUAAUAGUGAUGAGGCUAAACUUAAGGUCAAAUUCUAUGUUCCUCCAAUGCUUCCUAUCAUUCCUGUUACUGGGGAUUAUUGGGUUUUGCACCUUGAUCAUGAUUAUCAUUAUGCUCUUAUUGGACAACCUAGCAGGAAUUAUCUUUGGAUAUUAUGCAGGCAACCCCAUUUGGAUGAAGAAAUCUACAACGAGCUUGUUCAGAAAGCUAAGGAAGAAGGGUAUGAUGUGAGCAAACUGCGCAAGACUCCACAAAGUGAUACUCCACCUGAGCAAGAAGGUCCUGAAGACACCAAAGGAAUUUGGUGGUUCAAAUCCCUGUUUGGAAAAUAAAUAAACAAACAAGUAUGGUUAUGAACAGUGUUAUGUAAUCACCUCUGAAGUAGUGUUUAUUUCAUGUCAUGAAUAAAGGUCUUUGGAACUCUAAUCAGAUCAAUUUAGUUUUGAUUUCUAUAUAUAUCAUCAUGUAUUUGCUUGUUUUGUACAUAUAGACUGAAGAUGUGAACUUUAGUAAAGUUGGUAUUUUAUAUUCAAAUUGUGUUUGUUCUUA